AUGACAGUUUAUCUGCCCGGUGAUAAAAUCGAGCAGCCUUCAUCAAGCAAUGUCUCCAUAGUCGGUUACGGUAUUAAUGUGAACGACGAGAAGCUGGUGGCAAAUCAGCCUGGAGCUCUGCGAACAGCUGACAAUAAAAUUUGGCUGAAUGUGCACAGCAAGCGUUAUAUUCCGAACGAAGGCGAUCGUGUGAUUGGGAUUGUCGUCUCAAAAAUCGGCGAUUUUUUUCGCCUCGACAUUGGAACCGCCGAAUUAGCAGUGAUAAAUUUCACCAAUUUUGAAGGAGCCACGAAAAGGAAUCGACCGAAUUUGAAAACUGGCGAUAUUAUUUAUGCGCAAGUUUUCGAUACAACUCCUAGGACGGAAGCCGAGCUUACUUGUGUCGACGAUGAGAAGAAGGCGCGAGGAAUGGGCCAAUUGAAUAACGGGUUCAUGUUCAAGGUUUCUCUUAAUUAUGCUCGCCGAAUUCUCCAUCCAUCUUGUCAAAUUCUGAAGACGAUGGGAAAAUUCUUCAAGUUUGAGAUCACCGUUGGCCUAAACGGUCGGAUUUGGAUCAACGCUGACACGAAUGAUGAGAUUAUUCGGAUUUACAAUAUUAUCAUUCAAGCAGAGCAUGUUACUGGCGAUGAAUUGAUUGAACUCGUCAAGGAUCUAUAUAGUAAAUCAUCGGUGGCGAAAAUGGAAGAAUAA
This is a messenger RNA of Caenorhabditis bovis, 690 nucleotides long. Lineage: Eukaryota; Metazoa; Nematoda; Chromadorea; Rhabditida; Rhabditidae. The record is from the annotation of a GenBank genome assembly.